This is a messenger RNA of Fusarium subglutinans, 1884 nucleotides long. RefSeq lists its product as uncharacterized. Lineage: Eukaryota; Fungi; Ascomycota; Sordariomycetes; Hypocreales; Nectriaceae. The coding region runs from base 1 to 1884 and encodes 627 amino acids. The record is from RefSeq and is a predicted model, not a curated record. The transcript has 2 exons.
AUGGCUACUCAUCAAGAACUCCCCGUUUUUGAUCACUUGGCGCUUGACUUCAAUAAAGGCGGCCCUCGCCGUGCCUUCAUGGAGGGAUAUUUCCAGGGCCUUGGUCUGUGGAACGCAGACCGGGUCAAGGAGAUCCGUGAGCUGUGCAUGGAGGAUGUCUGUACCAGACUGGCAGCUAAGUCUGUUAAGCGAGUUGGGCAGGCCUAUUUCGAGUACUACGUGGAUAAAAAGGUCUGGUACAAUAUCCUGGGUCAUGCCAAUAUCCCUUUUGAGGAUCAUCCUUGGCCCUCAUCAAGGAGCGAAAUGCCCUCCCUGGCGGACCUUUCUGAGGGUGCCUCUUGGUACUACCAAGAUUGGCGACUUAGAAAAUGGUCUCGUCCAGAGUCACAGGGAGAGUCCUCGAAGGCGCCCAAGUCCGAAGCUUCUGCCAAGGACAGGGUUACGCCUGGACCCCAAACUCAACCUGCUGUGGCAGCAGAGACUUCUCAGAAGUCUCCUGCCGUAGCCAAGGAUACCGUGGUCAGGUGUGACCCGUCGAUUCCUUUUGCCUCACAGGCUAGGUGGCGUGCUGCGGCUGCAGAGACUGCCCGCCAGUCCUCUGUUGCUUCGGCAGCUCCGAAACCCGUCCUCGGACAGCAAGCUGAACGCCCACUCGGUGGGCAACAGGCCUAUGGGAUAGGCUCAUCAAUCUGGGCCCGCAACCCCCCCGCUGAGCCCAAACCCCCCGCUGAGCUCAACCCCCCGGCUGAGCCCAAACCCACCGCUGACUAUUCAGCUGACGUCUCCAAGGUCACUUCUUCAAUUGCGGAAAUUUUCUUGGAUGUCGCCGCUGGAAAAUCGGCUAAGAAGGAGAAGGAGAAGGAGCACGUUGCCGCUGAUGCUGAGGAGGCUAAUGCGAAGGCCAAGCGCCUCUAUCAGAAGCAGCAGGAUGCCCACGCCGUAUUGGAAGAGGAGCUGAACGAUAUAGCCAAUAAAAGGUUUGAUAUCAGGAGCCAGAAGAUCGCCGAGGCCAAGGCCAAGGCUGUGGCUGAUGGUUGCCCGGAAGAUGACUGGCAGCAUUUCGAAGAGUUUGAUGAUCGUAAGGCCAUCAACCCUAUGAAUGAGCCUAUUCCGGUCAGGCAUGACUUUGGCGUCAACGAAGUCAAUUGGACAGGCCCUAUGGCGCCUAACCCUGAGUACCUGGAAGAUAUCUGGGAUGACCUCCACCUCAGGAAGUACCGGGUUGGACCAAUCUGCGGUCCUUUCGAAAUUGCCCUGCCGAAGUGGAUGGACUUCCACGACCUGGUCCUUGGAAACGAUGGGUCUCUUUUCGACAUGAUCGAAGACGAGGGCCUCAUUGACACAGAUGUCAUGAUCACUUGGUCGGUGGGCAAUCAUGGCCCAAUCAGCCUGAUUGUCGGUCCGAAGCCAACGCGGAAAUUCGACAGCCAGGACAAGAAUCAAUGGUUGCGCGUGCGAAACACAUGGAUGAAGGUUGGCGAAUGGGUUGCUGGUGUCUACAAGGGACACCCCCAUCGGCUGACGGACUUCUUGCGUUACCGCCAACAGCAGGAGAUUAUGGGAGUCUCCUUCAUGUCCCUUGAUGAUGUCGUCUCCCUUCUCGUAAGGUUAUGGGACAAGAUCUCGGAGGAUGAGGAGAAGGCCGCUCUCGAGGCGCAGAUAACCAGAGAAGACUUGGAUCUGUGGAUUCCUCAGAUUCAUGCCAUCUUGGGCCAGGAAUAUGAAUACGCCUCGCAGAUUGCCAAGGCCUGGGUGUUCCGAGAUGGAAGCAACGAAAUCCAACGUUUGCGCGCCAUCGAGUACGCUUGGGCUUUGUUUGAGCCAGUUCAAGCUUAUGAGUGGGCUUGCAAGGUCCAGGAUGAGGUUUUCGGCCGCACCAACUAG